Messenger RNA from Artibeus jamaicensis (Jamaican fruit-eating bat), 927 nucleotides. RefSeq names its product chromosome unknown C21orf140 homolog (gene CUNH21orf140). The transcript has a single exon. NCBI's taxonomy places the organism in Eukaryota, Metazoa, Chordata, Mammalia, Chiroptera, Phyllostomidae. The record is from RefSeq and is a predicted model, not a curated record. The coding region runs from base 1 to 756 and encodes 251 amino acids.
AUGCCUCACCUCGCCAACUGGCUCCUGCGCAACGUCAUCACCAGAAGUCCCUUCGACAGCCACAAGAGGAAGCAGUGCUUGCAGUAUCUGAAGACCCUGCGAGCACUGCAGUACGACGGGUUCACGACCGUGUACCUGGGGGAGACGGAGAUCUCUGAAAGUCUGGUCACCGGGGAAGAGCCCGGCCACGGGCACGUCCCGCCGGGCCCCACCUGGUGCAUCGUGCACGCGGGCGGCGGCCAGGGCUGGGUGCCGUGGCGCCACCGGCUGUUCCUGCGGGACGAGCUCUGUGUCCGGCGGGACGACGGCCUGUUCCCGGAGUUCUGCGAGGUGGUGAGGAGGGCCUACGGGAAGUGCGCCAUCGUGGUCAAGGAGAGAAGGCGGCAGGACGCGACCAGGCCGAAGGAAGACAGAGAGCCCGAGGCCGGGGCGGGCGUCCCGGCCGUCAUCCGCCUCGCGAGCAUCGCGUGCUGUCCUGAGGUGGCCAAGUCCUGCGGCCACGAGCUCCUCUCCCUGCCGCCCCCUUCCACCUACCUGACCCCCCUGGACUCGGCCUGGUCCGCUCUGAAGUGGUUCAUCAUCAACAGCAGGAGGGAGUUCUGCCUGCAGUCCAUUGGCGGCAUCUACUCUUACCAGUACAUCCUGCUCGGCGACCUGAUCAGCAGAGGGAUCGACAGGAUCACCCCGAGCAAGUGGAGGGCCCUGGUGGGCAAAGUGAGGAGAUGGGAAAACUACUACCUGGGGAAGGUUUCUUAAGGGGGAGGCCCCGACACAGAGCGGGCCUCGCUACGGCGCCGUCUUCACCACCAGACGCCCCCGGGCUCCCCUGGCCAAGGACGCGACAGCCACCCCCCGGGCAGGCCUCCAGGCACUGGUGCUGAGUCUAUUAAAGCUUCUUGGACCGGCCGGGGUCUCAACCUCCGUGCU